AUGAUCAAAAUAUCUAAUACCACCACCAGCAGCACUAAAGUUAUUGUUGCCACAAAUCAUUACAUCAAGGUAGUUGCAAGGUGUUGCAGAAAUAACGUAAGAGAAGUCGUUAGCCAAACCUUUCUUUACUAUUUCUUUCUUUUCUUCUUCCUUUCUAGAGUUCUUCUUUUUUCGUUCUUACUUCCUUUAUUUUUUUCCUUUCCUUCCUUUUUUUCGUCAUGCCUUUCACCCCAUCCCGUUACUUUCUUCGUUCUUUUCUUUUCCCUGUUUCCAUUCUUCAUUAUUUUCUUUCCUUUCUCUUUUUCUACAUCACUUUUCGAUCGCCCGCCUUCUUCAUUUCUUUGUCUUUCUUUCUCCGCUUUCCUUUGUUCAUUCACUCCUUUCUGUCUCCUUCCUUUCUUCAGGUCUUUCUUUCUCGUUUUUCCUUUCAUCAUUAAUAUUCGCUCCCCGCUUUACUUCCUUCAUUAUUUUCUUCUUUCCUUUUUCCUUUCUUAUCUUCACUCUCCUUUAUUCAUAGCUUUCUUUCCAUCUUUUUCCCAUGCUUUUCUUUCCCCUCUUAACUUUCUCCAUCUCUUUCGCUUCUUUUCCUUCCUUUUUCUCUUCUCUCUCUCUUUUAUUCAUGCCUUUCUUUCUUCUCUUUCUUUUUUGUUCUCCUUUCUUUCUUUCUUUCUUUCUUUCCUACAUAUAUUUUCUACAUAUAUAUUCUUCCUAUAUUUCCUCUUUUUCAUUCCCUUAUUUCAACUCUUUCCUUUCUUCGCAAAUUCGUUCCAAUUCACUUUUUUCUUUUUUUCUUUUUUUUCUUUUUUUCAAUCCCUGGUUUUCGUCAUUUCUUUAUUGUUCAAUUUUUAUUUUAAACUUUUUAAAAUUAUUCUUAAUUUUUGUCUUUUUCUUUUCGUAUUUUUAAAUUUUUCAAUAAAUCUCUCUCUCUCUCUCUCUCUCUCUCUCUCUCUCUCUCUCUCUCUCUCUCUCUCUCUCUAG
This is a messenger RNA of Acanthosepion pharaonis, 978 nucleotides long. Lineage: Eukaryota; Metazoa; Mollusca; Cephalopoda; Sepiida; Sepiidae. The record is from the annotation of a GenBank genome assembly.